Cryptotermes secundus is the source of this 2315-nucleotide messenger RNA. It is a transcript of the gene gkt, whose product is annotated as probable tyrosyl-DNA phosphodiesterase. NCBI's taxonomy places the organism in Eukaryota, Metazoa, Arthropoda, Insecta, Blattodea, Kalotermitidae. The transcript is spliced from 10 exons. Gene Ontology annotation, biological process: double-strand break repair; single strand break repair. The record is from RefSeq and is a predicted model, not a curated record. Gene Ontology annotation, cellular component: nucleus. Gene Ontology annotation, molecular function: single-stranded DNA binding; 3'-tyrosyl-DNA phosphodiesterase activity; double-stranded DNA binding. The coding region runs from base 131 to 1864 and encodes 577 amino acids.
CAUGGCUAGCGCUUGUUGAUAAUUUUGUGUACUUGUAGAAUUUCACAAUGUUUUGAAUAGUGGUUAAUGUGUUUAUGAAUGUUAUAUGUCCGUAAAUUGAAGGUCAGGUACUUUCUUCCAAAAUUUCAGAAUGACGUCUGUAAAUUCCGCUGCAAAGCGAUCAAACAGAGAUGACAGUGGACCAACAGAGAGGAAGAGGUCUAAGAUAUGUUGUAGCUAUGGGGAUAAUUGCUAUCGUAGAAAUCCAACACAUUUCACAGAAUAUUCACAUCCACACUUGGAAAAACUUUAUUCUCAACAGAAGGCUGGAGAAGACCUCAGGCUGCCAUCUGGUUACAAGGCAAAGAUAGACACAAACAUAAUUCUGGACCAACUGCAAAUAUACCGUGAUCAAGGUUUUGCUACAGAGCCAAACAUCGAAGAUGCCGAAAGACAGGAGCACAGCACCGAAGGUGACAGGCUAACAGUAGUAACUAGCCAGAAUGAAGUUCUCGCCAGGAGAAAGGGCUUUGCCUCUAAAUUGGCUGAGUCUAGCCCUUACAACUUCUUUCUGACUGCUAUAUGUGAUUCACCACCCACUCAUAAAGAGGCUCUCUCUAUCAGUUUUCAUGAGCUCCUCGAUCCAACAUUGGGAGACCUGGAUUCAUCUCUACAGAUCAACUUUAUGGUUGAAUUGGAUUGGUUGAUGGAAAUGUAUAAAGUAUAUGGAAAUGAGAAAAAGCCACUUUUCAUUAUAUAUGGAGAUGAUGAUGAUGUAUUAAAUGAUCCAAAGGCACUUCCUGAGAACAUUAAAGCAAAGAAAAUAAAACCAUCAGCCUUCGGUCAUCAUCACACAAAAAUGUCACUGUUCUAUUACAAAGAUAAUAGGAUGCGAGUUGUUGUGAGUACUGCCAACCUGAUAUCAUCAGACUGGUACAACCGCACACAGGGGGUGUGGGUAAGUCCAUCUUGUCCACAGCUUCCUGCUGAUUCUGACACCAGGGCUGGGGAAUCCCCCACAGAAUUUAAGGCAGAUCUACUGCGUUACAUGGCUGCUUAUCAGUUACCUGAAUUACAAGAAUGGAUGUCUCGGUUACGGAAAACUGACUUUUCAGCCAUCAAGGUGUUUUUUGUGGCAUCUGUUCCUGGCUCUCACCGAGGUCCUGAUUAUGACAAGUGGGGACAUCGACGUCUAGGCCAUCUGCUGAAGAAACAUGUAACUAUUCCCUCACUUCUGUCUCCCUCGGAAAGCAAGGAGAGCUGGCCAAUCAUUGCACAGUGUUCGUCUAUUGGAGCACUGGGGACUGACCCUGAUGCGUGGAUGUGUGGAGAGCUGCGGACCAGCAUGUCACAGAGAGCAGUGCAACCCGGGGACAUGCCACAGCCUCCCCCAAAGUUCAAAGUGAUUUAUCCAAGUCUGCGAAAUGUAAAGAACAGCCAUGAUGAUUUGCUUGGUGGUGGUUGUUUGCCAUACUCAAGGCGAACACAUGAGAAGCAGGCUUGGUUCCGAAAUUUCCUGUUCGAGUGGAAGAGUGAUAAGCGGCAUCGUUCAAAAGCAAUGCCCCACAUCAAGACAUAUGCCCGGGUCUCUCCCUGUGGCCGCCAUCUUGCCUGGUUCCAUCUAACAAGUGCCAACUUGUCGAAAGCUGCAUGGGGCAAACUGCAGGAGCCUAAAGGGAAAGGUGGAAGCCCUGGACUGUACAUUAUGUCUUAUGAAGCAGGAGUGCUGUUUUUGCCAAAGCUACUGGUAAAUGAACCAGUUUUCACCCUUGAAGGAGAAACAGUGGAAGGAGAUCUCAGCUGUCCGUUUCCACUACCGUGGGACUUACCACUGUCAGCCUAUGGUGCUGAUGAUAUGCCAUGGGUCAAUGAAUAUUUGAAGUGAUAUGUCUUCAGGCAUCUUGUCAGUGCAUCUCAUCUGGGUUUUAAUUCUGUGAACUUUAAUACUUUCAUCCUAGAACACAGAUACAUCUUAUUUUCAGUGGGUGUGUGAAUACAUUACAGAAGAGAACUAAGGCAGUAAGUGCUGAAAAUGUACAUGUCAUGGUACCAAAUAUUAUUUCUUGUCUGUAGGAUCCUCUGGGAACCUUUAUCUCCUUUACAUCCAGUGCCCAUCCUUCAUUACUUGGCUUUAUAUUCUAAGUUGUCAUGAUCAUCAACAUCUUUCACCUGCCUCAAUCUGGCCUGUACAGUGUUCUUUAAUGUUCAUCUCCUCAAAGGUUUUCCUCAGUCAUUUCCAAAAUUUUCCUUCUGGCAUCCACCAUUAGGUUUCUAAUUGUACUGUCAUGUGUUUAUGGCUUCGUGAGUAAUAAUAAAAGGUUUUUGAUUGGUAAUUG